Messenger RNA from Brenthis ino (lesser marbled fritillary), 732 nucleotides. The record is from the annotation of a GenBank genome assembly. Lineage: Eukaryota; Metazoa; Arthropoda; Insecta; Lepidoptera; Nymphalidae.
AUGCGUAGAGCUGAAGAUCGAGCUCAGUGGCGUACCAUAGGAGAGGCCCAUGUCCAGCAGUGGACGAAAGUGAUGAUGAUGAUAUUAAGAGUAGAAUUUUUAUUAACCUUAGCGUAUUAUUCAAUUCCCAGCUUACCUUCUGGGCUGCACGUGGGCAGGUCGAACAUACGGCAAGUGGCAGAGAAGAGGUUCGCCGACGUGCAGGCGUUCCUCACUUCGCUGUUCAGCUUGGCGGAUGAAAUAGCGCAUUCGGAUCUCGUGUACACGUUCUUCCAUCCGCUGUUGAGAGACCAGCAGGAUGUGGAGCCGCAGAGGAUGAAGAAAGGCGAGUCAGUGGAAGCCGAGAGCAGCGGGUCGGGGUCGCUGAAGCUGUCGGUGCAGUACGCGGGCGGCGUGCUGUCCGUGCUCAUCCUGCACGCGCAGUCGCUCGCGCUCACGCCGCAGGGCCUGCCGCCCAACCCUUAUGUUAAGGUAUAUUUAGUCCCAGAUCCAACCAAAGAGACGAAACGUAAAACGCGCGUGCUCAAACGCAACUCCCACCCGUCUUUCAUGGAGAUGCUCGAAUAUCGCUUGCCCAUAGAAGUGAUAAAGAAUCGAAGCCUUCAAGCAACAGUGUGGCACUACGACUCGUUACAGGAGAACCAGUUUCUUGGAGGGGUUGUGAUCCCCAUGGGUUCUCUGCAAUUAAGGCAAGAGACGGUCGCGUGGUACCCCCUCGAGUACAUACCGCGG